AUGAAUCAUGAACGUGACCGCCAUUCGCAACGCUCCGCCUCCCUGUUUCAAAUCCUACUCCGACACAUCACUUCCUCCGACUUCUCCGUCGUCGCCCACCCUGCACUUACCGGGACACCAAUGGCUACCUUUCGUCUGACGAUCGAGGAUGGUCAAUUCCGCGACCCCCACGGUCGUCAGGUCGUCCUCCGGGGGAUCAACGUUGCCGGGAACGCCAAACUCCCGAGCCAGCCCGACCUGCCGUCACACGUCGGCAACGACUUUUUCGACGGCGAUAACGUCUCCUUCACCCAGCGGCCAUUUUCCAAGCAGGAUGCGCCCACCCAUUUUGCCAGGAUCAAACGAUACGGCUUCAACACCAUUCGCUACGUCUUCACCUGGGAGGCCAUCGAGGCGGCCGGGCCGGGCAUAUACGACGAGGACUUCAUCCAGCACACCAUCGAGAUUCUGAGAAUAGCAAAGUCGUAUGGCUUCUACGUCUUCAUGGACCCUCACCAAGAUGUGUGGUCUCGCUUCACCGGCGGAUCCGGGGCACCCAUGUGGACCGUAUACGCCUGUGGCUUGAAUCCGCAGAGCUUCGCUGCCACCGAAGCGGCCAUCGUGCACAACACCUACGCCGAGCCCGACCAUUUCCCCAAGAUGAUAUGGUCCACCAACUAUUUUCGCCUCGCCGCCGGAACCAUCUUCACGCUCUUCUUUGCCGGCAAGGACUUUGCUCCCAAGUGCGUCAUUGACGGCGUCAACAUUCAGGACUAUUUGCAGACGCACUUCAUCGAUGCUUGCGCCCAUCUCGCGAAGCGGAUAAAGGAGGCCGGGGACCUUGAAAACGAAGUCGUCAUUGGCUGGGAGAGCAUGAACGAGCCGAAUCGAGGCAUGACCGGCUACGUCGACCUCGCCGUCAUUCCCAAGGACCAUCCGCUGAAGAAGGGGACCUGCCCAACCAUGUGGCAGACUUUCCUGACCGGCAUGGGGAGAGCGUGCGAGGUUGACACGUGGGAUAUGGGAGGCCUCGGUGCUUACAAGACCGGCUCGACUCUCGUCGACCCCCACGGCGAAAUCGCCUGGUUGCCGGCGGGCUACGACGAUUCGAAAUACGGCUGGAGACGAGACCCAGGUUGGAAGUUGGGAGAGUGCAUCUGGGCUCAGCACGGCGUGUGGGAUCCGGCGACGGACACCCUCGUCAACAAGAACUACUUUGAAAAGAAUCCAAGGACGGGAAAGGCGAUUGACUAUCCCGAAUUCACCAACACGUACUUUAUGGACUUUUGGAGAGGAUACAAGCGAUCCUGCCGCAUUCAUCACGAAGAUUGCAUCAUGCUGAUGCAGUAUCCAACCCUGGAGCUGCCACCCGAGAUAAGGGGGACCGAGGACGACGACCCGCUCAUGGCCUUUACGCCACACUUUUACGACGGCAUCACCCUCAUGACGAAGCACUGGAACAGCACGUGGAAUGUGGAUGUCGUCGGUGUGCUUCGGGGCAGGUACUACCACCCAGCUUUGGCCAUCAAGAUCGGCGAGACGGCCAUCCGCAACUGCCUCAAGAAUCAGCUGGCGGCACUGCGUCAAGAGGGCAUCGAACGGACGGGGAAGCACCCAUGCAUUUUGACCGAGUUUGGUAUCCCGUACGACAUGGAUGACAAGAAGGCGUACAAGACGGGGGACUACUCGAGCCAGUCGGCGGCUCUCGACGCCAACUAUUUUGGCGUCGAAGGAUCGCAGAUUGAAGGCCACUGCUUGUGGCUGUACAACACGAACAACGACCACGAGAGGGGCGAUCAGUGGAACGGCGAAGACUUGUCCGUUUAUUCCCUCGACGACAGAGUGCCGCCCUUGUCUCCGCUGCCCAGGAGCUCGCUUCCCAGCCAGUCGGCGACGAGCCUCGUCAAGUUCCCCACCGAGAUUCGAGAUGCCGGGGAUGACGAGAGCGUGAUGCCGGGAAACCUGCAGAAAAUACUCACGAACCCGACCAUCAGCUCCAGCCUGUCGUCCAAGAACGCAGAAGUCACCAUCGCGCCCGGCUACCGAGCGGCGGAAGCAUUCAUCCGACCGACGGCGACGGUUGUUGCGGGAGACAUGGUCGCCAGCGGCUUUGACUUGCGGCAAUGUUCCUACAGCCUGCAAGUAGCAGCCCCGACGGCGGCCAAGGAUGACGCGCCCACCGUAGUCUUCCUACCCGAGUUCCACUUCCCCAGGGAUCAAUGCGAAGUUACGGUGUCCUCUGGCAAGUGGGAGUUGGGCUUGGACGACGACGAGGGCCCGCUUCUGCAAAAGCUGCGGUGGUGGCACUCGGAGGGGGAACAGAGCCUCAGGGUCCGUGGCUUGGUCCGGAGUCACAACGUUCUGGAAGGCUCCGCGGAGGAAGCUGGCUACCUCGAGCAGUGCCGUCAGGAGUAUGGGUUGUCACGAGGCUGCGUUGCCAUGUAG
Molecule: messenger RNA, 2424 nt
Organism: Drechmeria coniospora
Lineage: Eukaryota; Fungi; Ascomycota; Sordariomycetes; Hypocreales; Ophiocordycipitaceae
Product: putative glycosyl hydrolase
Exons: 1
Coding region: 1-2424 (807 amino acids)
Biological process (GO): ergosteryl 3-beta-D-glucoside catabolic process; carbohydrate metabolic process
Molecular function (GO): steryl-beta-glucosidase activity
Source: RefSeq, a predicted model, not a curated record